CCCGCGGCGCAGUGCGCAUGUCCCCUCCACGCCUGCCGAGCUCGAACCAGAGCGCUCCACCCCGCGCACGCGCAGACCGCAACCCGCUACUCCGGAGUUGAGGCGUAGAUUUGGCGGCUCAUUUUAGCGAGAAAGCCUAACAGUAGCUGCAGCCGGACCAGGCCAUGGCGGGCCCAGGCAGCCAUCCAGUGCGGGCCACGCACCUGCUCGGAGCCACCCUGGCGGCCCUCGUGGCCCUGGCCCUCCUCCACUCGGUGUCUUCCCAGCCUCACCGGGACUUCGCACCGCCAGGCCAGCAGAAGAAGGAGGCCUCUGCCGACCCCCUGACGCAGCUCGGGCGCGCGCUGCGGGGGACGCUGGACAGCUGGCUGGGCCGGGAGACCAUGCACUUGGUCUCAGAGACCCUGUCACAGGUGGCGUGGGCCAUCUCCUCGGCCAUCUCAGUGGCCUUCUUUGCAGUGUCUGGGAUCGCAGCUCAGCUGCUGAACGCCCUGGGGCUGGACGGAGAUCACCUCACCCAGGGCUUGAAGCUGAGCCCCAGCCAGGUGCAGACCUUCCUGCUGUGGGGUGCGGGGUCCCUGGCCGUCUACUGGCUGCUGUCUCUGCUCCUCGGCCUGCUCCUGGCCUUGCUGGGCCGCAUCCUGGGCGGCCUGAAGCUCGUCGUGUUCCUGGCUGGCUUCGUGGCCCUGGUGAGGUCGGUGCCCGAGCCUUCCAUGCGGGCGCUGCUGCUGCUGGCCCUGCUGACCCUCUACGCCCUGCUGAGCCGCCUCACGGGCUCGCGGGCCUCCGGCGCCCGGCUGGAGGCCAAGGUGCGCGGGCUGGAGCGCCAGGUGGAGGAGCUGCGCUGGCGGCAGAAGCGAGUGGCCAGGGCGCCCCGCGGCGUGGAGGAAGAGUGACGGCCCUGCAGCCCCGCCUCCGCCACACCAAAGAGCUGAGGUGCUUCUGGGCCGCCCGGCCCCCUACAGCCCCUUCCCUUCCUUGCUAGCACCUCGUCCAUGCCCCUGCCCCCAGCCAAGGGGCCCCUUGGCUUCCUGCCGUCCAUGGGGCGGGUGUGCAGCUGGGCUUCAGCUGCCAGCUCUGGCCCUGGCCUCCCGUGACCUGCCGCUCUCCUGUUGGCCCCCCGAGCUCCGCUCUGCCCCGCUCCACCUGCCUUGCUGUCGCCCAGCCUGGAGAGCACCACCCGCCCUCCCGGCCUUGGCCAGCAGGGGAAGAGCCUGGGCAGGCCCGGAGGGUUGGGCGAUGCGCCCCGAGUGUUCCAAGUGCCUUAAUCAGCGCUGCUGCCCCGGCGUAGCGGGAGUGCACUGUGGCUGCCAUCCGCGUGAGCAGGGCACCUUCCUUGUCACCCAGAGCGGCCGCAGGACUCGCCCUGUGGGGAGCUCAGACCCAGGAGACAGGACAGCUUCCUGCUCCACACUGCCCAGCCUUGCCGCUGAGCAAGACCGGAGCAGGGCGGCCAGCCGUACUCCGAGGCCAGGGUCCUGCCCUUCCUGCCUCUGGGGCCCAGAGGCAGGGAGAGGUGCCUCUGCCGGGCCUGGCACCCAAAGGAAUAAAUGCCCAAUUCUGACUGCUAAGGUUUGAUGUGAAAUCACAGCUGCGGUGAUACCUAUUUUUAUCAGUGCUUGGUUGAUUUUGAAUAAAGUGCACGCUAUUUUAUUA
Messenger RNA from Heterocephalus glaber (naked mole-rat), 1656 nucleotides. RefSeq names its product transmembrane protein 109 (gene Tmem109). NCBI's taxonomy places the organism in Eukaryota, Metazoa, Chordata, Mammalia, Rodentia, Bathyergidae. Gene Ontology annotation, biological process: intrinsic apoptotic signaling pathway in response to DNA damage by p53 class mediator; cellular response to gamma radiation. The record is from RefSeq and is a predicted model, not a curated record.